UUCCCCCACCGCUCGCCGCGCACGCCGGGCAACCGUAGUGGCGGCUGCUGCGGCCGCUGUGGUGGGUCGUCGUCAUGGACUCUGAGUGGGAUAAGCUGACCCUGGCCUUUUCUCGCACGUCUAUGUUCCCUUUUUUUGACAUCGCCCACUACCUGGUGUCGGUGAUGGCGCUGAAGCGUCAGCCGGGAGCAGCGGCGGAGGCACGGAAGAAUCCUCUUUCAAGCUGGUUUACUGCUAUGCUCCACUGCUUUGGUGGAGGGAUUUUAUCCUGUGUACUGCUGUCAGAGCCUCUAUUGAGGUUUCUUGCAAACAGCACUAAUGUAUUACUGGCAUCUUCAAUCUGGUAUAUUAUAUUUUUUUGCCCAUAUGACCUAGUUUCCCAGGGCUAUUCUUUCCUACCUGUUGAACUCUUGGCUGCUGGAAUGAAGGAAGUGACCAGAACUUGGAAAAUAGUAGGUGGAGUCACACAUGCUGAUAGCUAUUACAAAAAUGGCUGGAUAGUCAUGAUAGCUGUUGGAUGGGCCCGAGGUGCAGGUGGUAGCGUUAUCACGAGUUUUGAGCAGUUGGUAAAAGGAAGUUGGAAACCAGAAGCUGAUCAGUGGCUGAAGAUGUCCUACCCUGCCAAGGUAACCCUGCUGGGAUCAGUUAUCUUCACAUUCCAGCACACCAAGCAUCUGGCAAUAUCAAGGCAUAAUCUUAUGUUCGUUUAUACCAUGUUUCUUGUGGCCACAAAGAUAACCAUGAUGAUUACAGAGACUCCUACUGUGUCUUUUGCUCCUUUUGAGGAUACAUUGAGUCGGGUGCUGUUUGGCUGGCAGCAGCAGUUUUCAUCAUGUGAAAAGAAAAGUGAAACAAAAUCAUCUUUUAAUGGUACUGGUUCAUCGACCUCAAAACCUAUAGCUGAUGCUUCAGAUAAAAUUAAAAAGAAACAUAUUAAGAAGACUGAGUAAAUUUACUUGAUGAGCUCUAGAAGGCAAAAAAAGUUUUUCUUAUUAUCUGCCUUUCAGAUUGUGAUAAAUAUUUCUAUGUAAAUGAUAUGAAAUAAAGAUUGUAUAUAAGGAGUGGAGGUGACAAAAAGAAAACUUGUUUCUGUUUCAGGGAGACUAUCCCAUUCUGGAUUGUAAUUCUUGAGUGUUAUGAGUGUAUCAUGUGAAAUUGUUUUUCUAAGUUAUAUAUAAAAGAUUCUAUUGCGAUUAAUAGUUUUAGAUUGAUAAAAGGCUAGAUACUUGUUAAUGUUAGAAAAAGUAAACUUACUAUCAUUGUAAAAUAACAAAAAUUAAAGCUUUUUUGUUUUCUUCACGUAUUUUCAUACAUAUCUUUUAUUUAAAUCUAUUUGAGCUUUAGUUCAGCAAAAUUAAACUUUUACUUCACAUUACCCUUAUAGUUCCUAGAUAUGGAAAACAAUUCCUAUUUAAUUUUGAGCACUGGGAAAAGUAAACUUAACCUAAAUCACUUUAUAUUAUGAGUGAAAAUAAAUUACUAGUUUACAUUUCAGAUAUAAACAUUGUAUUUUUUUACCCACAUUAAAUGGAAAAUAUCUGAAAUUUUAUUUAAAAUUUUUUUAGUAGUGUUUUUCAAUGAGAACAGAAUAUUAGUAUAAGUCUCAAUCUGAAGUCUAUUUCAUGUCUUUGUUUAUACUGUUUCUUUUUUCUCAAAAGAAUAUCAGGGGUGUAAUUUUUAAUAAAUCCCUAAACCCGUGUUUUGCUUUGUAAGUUUUCAUUUUAGGAGCUUAUUUUUUUGUCUCUUCUUAAAACACAUUCAUUUUGACUCUAGGAGAAAUUAUUCUUCUCAGCAUUUCAUAUGUUCUUAACUUCUUUGUGAUCUUAGAUGAUCUGGAUACAUUGAUGGUAGUAUCAUCUUAAGGAUUCAACAAAAGUGUUAUUUCAAUUUAAAAACUUCCCCUCUAUGUCUCCUUUCUAAUUGAAUUCCUUCAUUCUCUAGUUGAAUGUCUCUUGCUAGUUUGCAUAUGUUUAUGUUAUAUUUUAAUCUAUGUGUACAUAUGUUACUAAUUUUAUUUUAAAUUGAAACUAAUUACCCUUAUGAAAAUGCUCAGCUCUAAUGAGAAUUGUCCUUCGGCAUUCGAUAGUAACCAGCUAACCAAGAAGAAACAGAAACUAAAAUCUCAUAUGGUAGUCCAUUUGAAUGAAGAAUGAUGACAUUAAAUCUGAUUCCUUAUUGGCAAAAAAACACAAAAAAACAAAGAGGUACUAAAUAAUGUUAAUUUUUCUUGGUUUAUUUUAUAGUUUAAAAGUCCAGUUUUAGUUUUAAAAUGCUGUGACUGACAUGAUUUCUUCUACCAAGACCAUAAACCUGCUACCUGCAAAGAGUUAGUUAUGUUUCAGGCAUUUUGGGAUGGCUUAGAAGUACUCAAAUCACGUUCAAGUUAGAAGUUUUUGGUUUUUAAAAAUUUUUAACAAAUACAAACACCAGCAGGUACUAUACUUUUACUUGUUAAAAGAAAAGAGAUUUUGGUGGGGAGGACCUUUGAUAGCCUCGGGAUGCUAAGCAGUUUAUUUUUAAUAUUGUGACAAAAAGUGUUAAAUAUUUAAGAGUUCUGUAUUAUAUUUGAUACUCUUGUGGUUAAAAACCUGUCAAAAUUUACAUGUUACUAAUUAUUGACUUAGUUUUGAAGUUUGGGUUUAACUAUAGUUGAAAUGAUAGGAGUCUUGUUUUACACUUGUAUUAAAGACAAAUUUAUUAAAAUAAGUUAUUUAGCACCAA
Diceros bicornis minor is the source of this 2721-nucleotide messenger RNA. RefSeq names its product transmembrane protein 38B (gene TMEM38B). Lineage: Eukaryota; Metazoa; Chordata; Mammalia; Perissodactyla; Rhinocerotidae. Gene Ontology annotation, biological process: potassium ion transmembrane transport. The coding region runs from base 75 to 950 and encodes 291 amino acids. Gene Ontology annotation, molecular function: potassium channel activity; identical protein binding. Gene Ontology annotation, cellular component: membrane. The record is from RefSeq and is a predicted model, not a curated record. The transcript has 6 exons.